UGCCUCUUGCAGCACGGCGUCGAGGACACGGCAGCAGAAUGCGAAAGGCUGGGAGCCACUGUUCAAGCCUUUGUGGUGGACUGCAGCAAAAGGGAGGAAAUCUACAGCGCUGCAGAGAAGGUGAAAAAGGACAUUGGGGAUAUCUCCAUCCUGGUGAAUAACGCUGGUGUGAUUACAGCUGCCGACCUGCUCUCGACUCAGGACCACCAGAUUGAAAAAAUGUUUGAAGUCAACAUUCUUGCUCACAUGUGG
Phaethon lepturus (White-tailed tropicbird) is the source of this 252-nucleotide messenger RNA. Its product is annotated as estradiol 17-beta-dehydrogenase 11-like. The annotation marks the transcript as partial. Gene Ontology annotation, molecular function: oxidoreductase activity, acting on the CH-OH group of donors, NAD or NADP as acceptor. Lineage: Eukaryota; Metazoa; Chordata; Aves; Phaethontiformes; Phaethontidae. The record is from RefSeq and is a predicted model, not a curated record. The transcript is spliced from 2 exons. Gene Ontology annotation, cellular component: lipid droplet.